AGUAACACAUUUUUUGAAAGUUCUUCAUUCCGAUUGAAAGAGAAAGUAAGUUGUUAAAAGUUGUUAAAAGCAAAAAUGCCCUGCUCUGAGGAGUAGUCUUAUGGUGCUAAUAGAUCAUUGGGCAGCAGGGAAUCCCUCACCCCCCACCCUCUGGCUUCUCUUGGUUGUACUUCUGAAGCAUAUCACACCACCCAAAUCAAAUUGCUCACUUAAUAUUUAAUGUUUCUGCGAUGGAAUCACUUUCUCCCUUGAGGUUGACUUCAGAUUUACCAGACAGGCUGACAACACUGCACUCCUUAUUUUCUCCACAUGACCUCAGCUUCUGCUUUAAAAAUGUUGAAAUAAAGGAUGCUUUUGUUCCUAUCUCGCCUGCCUGUGAUAUAUUGACAAAGUGUCUGCCGGCUCAAUGGAAUAGUUUUACAGUAUGAGUGCUGCUUUCAGUGGAGGGGCAGGACUUGGGCUUUAGAAGGAAGUGAAUUGGAUAGGUCAGGAGAAUGUACCAUUUGUAAACACCCCUUUCCUUUUUUAUUCACGUGUCAGGACAGCAGGAGCAGGCUGUUCAGUGCCCGUCCCUGCACAGAGCCGGAGGGAAAGCAGCUUAGGAGUCAGCUGCAAUUUUUAAACCUUGCUUUUUAUUCCCCGGUAAUGAUCUUCAAGUGCUCGGACUUGUCUUAGAAGCUGUUGUGAAACUAACAUGGUUUAGCCCACUAACUGCAUGUUGGGUAAAUUCAAAACCCACAUGCUCGUCCUCUUGCAGUGGAAUAAGUCACAUCUGAUGGACAUUUUCUGUGCUUAUAGCAUAGUAAUGAACGUCUGACAGGCGCGACCUUUCAUAAGACAACCCACACUAUUGGCUUUCUGCCCAGAAUAUUGCUGCAACACUAUCUGUGAUUGGUUAUCUCUCUAUCAUGCAUUGCUUCACAAGGGGAAACGGCCCCUUUUUUUAAUAAAUCUACGAUGGCUGGCUGCAAUAUGCCUCACUGUAAGUAUUUUGUGUGUAUGUGUGUGAGAGGGAGAGAGAGAGGAGGAGAGAGAGGCUGACUUGAAUAUUACUUAGUCUAGUAGCACAGGGCAAGGUUGUGGUACUGUAGGACAUCAGUGAAGUGCUACUUAGUAAAUCUUAACCUAUCUCUUUUUUCUACAGGUUGGUACUAAGAAGUGCCUUUCCUGACGUCUCUGCUGCUUGGAACCGCUUCUAGAGCAGUCUCUGCUUUUGCCUUGCUUGCUGCCAGCUAGACUGUGACGACAGCACAUCCACCCUCCACCUCUAGCCCAGACACCCCCAUUUCUACUUAUAAUCAAGAGAAAAGCUCUAAGUAUCUGGCAUUGCCCUAGGCUGCUUUAGUUUUAAAAGAAAAAGUUUGCUGAAAAAGUAAGAUAUCUUCUGCCAGGAAAUCAAGGAGGAAAAAAAAAAUCAUUUUCUCGAUUUUGCUCUAAACUGCUGCAUCUGUCUAUGCCAAACUAAUCAAUACCGAUUGCACCACCAAACUCCAUUGCAAAUUCAGCUGUGAGGAGAUUCCCUUUCAGACAACUUUGCUGAAAGCAGCUUGGAAAUUCGGUGUUAAAGGGUCUGCCACGUUUUCAUGCUUGCAUUUUGGGCUCCAAAUUGGCACUGGGAAGGGUUUACUGAGAGCACAAGGCUGAUUCCAGGCCCUACUUUUAAACGUUCAUCUACUUACAAUCCUAGUAUUUCUCUAAAAACCAAAACAUCUUUGAAUUAACAGUUUCAUGCUGUGAAUUUCUAGUGGGAGAUCUUUUCCUUGAUAUUGACAACACAAUUUUCCAUGUACUUUUAAAGCAGGGAGUGGGGGACAAGUAUUUUGGAGGGGACAUUUUCAUCAUCAUUUUACAGUUUUAUCAGUUCAGUUUUUUUUUUUUUUUUUUUUGGUUGUUACUCUUUUUUUGAGGGGGGGUUGGGUUUGUUGGUUUCACUGAAAAAUUUAACUACCUGUAAAAUCUAAACAUGGCUGUUAGUGUCACACCAAUUCGAGACACAAAAUGGCUAACACUGGAAGUAUGUAGAGAGUUCCAAAGGGGGACUUGCUCACGGCCAGACACGGAAUGUAAAUUUGCACAUCCUUCGAAAAGCUGCCAAGUUGAAAAUGGACGCGUAAUCGCCUGCUUUGAUUCAUUGAAAGGUCGUUGCUCCAGGGAGAACUGCAAAUAUCUUCAUCCACCUCCACACUUAAAAACGCAAUUGGAGAUAAAUGGACGCAAUAACUUGAUUCAGCAGAAGAACAUGGCCAUGCUGGCCCAGCAGAUGCAACUAGCCAAUGCCAUGAUGCCCGGUGCCCCGUUACAACCUGUGCCAAUGUUUUCAGUUGCACCAAGCUUAGCCACCAAUGCAUCAGCCGCCUUUAAUCCCUACCUGGGACCUGUCUCUCCAAGCCUGGUUCCAGCAGAGAUCUUGCCGACUGCACCGAUGUUGGUUACAGGGAAUCCUGGCGUCCCAGUACCUGCAGCUGCUGCAGCAGCUGCGCAGAAAUUAAUGCGGACAGACAGACUUGAGGUGUGUCGAGAGUACCAGCGUGGCAACUGCAACAGAGGAGAAAACGAUUGUCGAUUUGCUCACCCUGCUGACAGCACAAUGAUUGACACCAAUGACAACACAGUCACUGUGUGUAUGGAUUACAUCAAAGGGAGAUGCUCUCGGGAAAAGUGCAAAUACUUUCAUCCCCCUGCACAUUUGCAAGCCAAGAUCAAGGCUGCUCAGUACCAGGUCAACCAGGCUGCAGCAGCACAGGCUGCAGCCACCGCAGCUGCCAUGACUCAGUCGGCUGUCAAAUCACUGAAGCGACCCCUCGAGGCAACCUUUGACCUGGGAAUUCCUCAAGCUGUACUUCCCCCAUUACCAAAGAGGCCUGCUCUUGAAAAAACCAACGGUGCCACCGCAGUCUUUAACACUGGUAUUUUCCAGUACCAACAGGCUCUAGCCAACAUGCAGUUGCAACAGCAUACGGCAUUUCUCCCGCCAGAUACCCAUAAUAUCUGCCGAACAUCUGACUAGCCACAAGUAUGUUACCCAGAUGUAGAAUUUUCAUCACUAAACAAUCAUACUAAAGAGGAAAGGACAGUGUGCUUGGUUAGAGUAAAGGAUGAGGUCAUUAGCCAUAUUGUAUAUACCGUCAAGCAACACACACAAAAAUCCCUCAGCCACAAGACAUCCACACAAUGCAUGUUAACCAGAAGAAAAGACAACAUGGAAAUCCACUGCACACUGUUGCCUAUACACUUUGUACAUUUAAUUGAUAUUUGUGCUGAGGUGAUAAACUCCUGUCUAAAAGAACAGCAUUGUCUUUCUUUUCUAGCACAGAGUUAUGCAUUAAUAGAUGCAUACCUAAUUAGUUUCCUAUCUAGUCAUGCCAUCUUGAAAAGACAGACUAUGGUGUAACCAUGAUUCUCUUAUGUAUUGGUACGUCUGUAGACCAAGAUAUAAUUUUUUUAAAAUAAGUUUAUUUCUUUCAAGGUUUACAAAUAACAAAGGUGCACCUUGUAUUUAAAAUUGCCAUUAUAGGUGAGAGCGUGCAUGCACAGUCAUUUUUGUUUAAGAGUAAUAUUUUUAAUGUAAUAGAUUGUAAGACGUGGUGAGGGAGGGAUCUGACAGAGAUGAAUGUGCCAAGCGAAACCACAACUGUGUAUAUUUUAAAGCACAUCAUGGCUUUAAGUACCAUGUUGCUAAGGAUUCUCAUGAAGUGCCAUAGACUGUACAUCAAAUUAGAGUAUUAUUUCUUCAGUGUUAUUUUUUUUUUUCAGAGCCACAUUUUGUUGCUUAUUUGCUAGAACUAAUCAGUCAAAGGGCACCAUUUUUUUUUUGUUUGUUUUGUUUUGAAACCAAAGCUGUCUCAGAAAUGGCCCAUUUAACUUUACAGUAACAAUAGACAGCACAACACAAACUCUCAAUACCGAUAAACUCACACAUACUGGAGAGAUAUAUAAUAGAUAUAUAUAAAAUUAUUUUAAUGCAUUGUAGUGUAAUAUUUAUGCCUACUAUACUGUAUAACAUGUUAUUCAAAAGGGAUAUGCCAUUUCUGAGACACGAUAACAAGAGAAAAGUAUUUGAGGAAAUUAUUUUGCUUCUAUUUAUAACCUCUGUCAAAAGUCAGAAGACUAUAAAUGCUUUGCAAAAAUGGUUUCACGUUUGCUUUGAUGCUUCAUCACAGUCACAUUCAAAAUAGUGACUCUAAACAAAGAAGAAAGCAGCACUGUCAUCAGAUGCAUGAUAAACCAAAAUAUGAACUUGGGACAUGUUUAAUUAACCUAGUAAUUGGGCGGGUUAAGUACUUGGGUGAAUUUUAUAUGUGACUUUUUUUUUUGUUGUUUUGUUCAGAUUAACUGCUUAUAGCCUUAGAAAGCCUUUUACAAAAUUAAAAAAAAAAAUAGAUGUGCAUUCAGUUUUUAAGAAUGGAUUCAUCCAAAGGAAUUCCUUUUUUUGAGGUUUGGAUGUUGCAGCUAGUAAAGGAUAUUUUUGCUCUAUUCGGCAGUUCUAAAAAUUGCUGAAGUAGGGGCCAGGUCACUGGUAGUUCUAGUAUGGAAUGGGAGAAGUGAAAGUUCAGUUCUAGAACUUUCCAUACUCCCAAGUUUACUGCAAGUUUUUAUGCUUGAGAGAGAUGCUUUCUAAUAUAAAAGACUGAUGUGUUGAUUUUACUGAUUGUACUGUACAUCUAUUAAAGCCUUAGAUUAUUACAUUACGGGUUGGAACCCAUACCAAUGUAAUUUCAAUCGUGUUAAGAAAGUAAUGGUGACUUCACAUGUUAUUGUAGUUAGUUACAUUAUAGAAUAUUACUUAUUUUUCUUGUUAAAAUGUAGUUUUUCAUUUCCUACAUUUAUUAGAUUUUCAUUUUCUAUUAACAAUUGAAUACCAUUUCAGUUUAUAGACUAUUGUUUUAUUAGAUUUUACCGAUGAAUUUUUCAAAAUACAAAAAAAAAAGUAGUUUUUCCUUCAUAACAUAAUCAGUUUUGAAUUACAUGUAGAGUCAUAUGAAUAUUCGUAUUGUUAACUAAAUGAUUUAUAUUUUACUGAUUUAAUAUUACAGUGUAAGAAUGUCAGUCAUUGUUAGUUCUUGUCUAGUUUUCAUUAAAAGAACAAAGAUCUUUUAUAUGGAUAUCUUAUAAAUAUAUAAUCAUUGCUAAGUAAGAAGUUAAGUUGUUGCUAUCGCAACAAUCCUGGCAGACAAUUGAGUAAUAUUUUGAUGAUUUAUUUUGUUUGUAAUUAGUUAUUAUAAGAAGAUCUAGAUCCUAGAUAUUAGAAUAAAAUUUAUUUUCUACUGUAUCCAUUUCAAAUGUUAAAGUAUUGUUUAAUAUUUUUGAAAUCCCUGAAUAUCAGGCCUUGUUAUAAAUAAGCUGCAUAAUCAAUAAAUAGAACAAGGGACUUUUUGUUGAUAAUCCAAAUACUCAAAGUUUACGUAAUGAGAAUUAUAGUGUGUGUGCAAACUCUUGAGGGUUGAUUAUGCUGCAGUUUAGCAUGUUGGGACGUCUAGAGAGAAGGUUGACUUUUUGCACUUCUGUAUAUAGUCAAAAGAGAGAAACCUGUAUAAUAGUAAGAUCUUAUUUUGAAUAAAAACGUCUAUAAUUACAAGGAGUUUUGUUAAGGCUAAUAAAAUGACAGACUGAGCAAAAUUGCUUGCAAAAGUGGCACAGAGUUAGCACUCCAUACCCUUUAAAACACAUCGCUUUGCUUUUUUGUGGACAGCUUGUAGUUUGCCAGGAUUUUUUCAGCUGGAAAGAUAUGCCAUCCUUUCAAAAAUCUCAUGACUGACAAAAACUCCAUUGGGCCAAAUCUGCCUGAAGAUCAUUACCAAAAAUAGCAGGUACUUCGACCAUUAAGGUGAAAUCAUGGAUCAAAUAUUCCUUACAUUUUUCAAAACUACUGCAUGUGUAAAACUUCAACAGAAAAAAAAGAGAGAAAGAACUAUAACUAAGGACAUAUAUUAUUCAAAUCAGUUUCUGCCAAUUUCAGUGGUUUAUUGUUCACAAAAACAAAACAAAACUUCAAAACAAGUAUUGACUUUCACAAAAAUCGAAACCGUACACAGGCAAACCAAACAGCACACCGUAGCUAUAGUUGUUAUGUGAUUGUUUUUUAAUUGCUAUAGGAGCCACGUCCUUUCAGCAGGUGAAAAAAAAAAAUAAAACUGUUCAAAUUUCAUGGUUUUAAUUUGCAACUCAGAAGCACUCAAAAAUCAAAAUGUGACCAUGGGCACUUGUUGAAUGAACUAAUGCAUCCAGCCCUCACUCCAGCUGGUUCGUAACAUUGCACUUAUCAGCAACCUUACCACUUUCAUCUGCUGAAAGGGCAAAUGGGCUUGGUUUUACUAUUAUGUAAUCACAACUUACUUUCUGCUUGUAGUUGCUUACAAUUAUGUAUUUUGUCUUGGGCUGCAAUUUGUUUUAUGCUUAUUUUAUUAUUACUGCAGUAGUUGACUUUGCUGUAUGGAAAAAUAAAGUGAAAUUGCCCUAAUAAAACUUCUCUUUCUUAAGUA
This is a messenger RNA of Otolemur garnettii (small-eared galago), 6479 nucleotides long. It is a transcript of the gene MBNL1, whose product is annotated as muscleblind like splicing regulator 1. The record is from RefSeq and is a predicted model, not a curated record. Gene Ontology annotation, molecular function: metal ion binding. Lineage: Eukaryota; Metazoa; Chordata; Mammalia; Primates; Galagidae. The transcript has 8 exons. The coding region runs from base 1964 to 3007 and encodes 347 amino acids.